CUUUUCCUCUGUCAGUACUGUAGCACAGUAAGCGCAGGAAGGGGGCAGGGUUCGCGCUUUUCCUUUGCCUGUUUGACCAUCACAAUCUGCUGAAUCACACAAACUCUUCCGCAUCGUCAAAACUUUGAAGACAUAUCGCAGUGGAUAGUAGUCCGUGGAUACAUAACGCGACAUUCCCCCGCCGUCAGACAGAGAAGGUGUCCCCGUCCGUGCAACUCUUCAUGGCGAAAAGACCUUUCUUUUUCACUUCUGCCUUCUGUCACCUACGGGACCACCGUUUUCAAGACACAAGCCUGUAAAAGUUUGCCUUUCAUGUGAAUGUACAGGACUCGUACGAGAAAUGAAGCUCAGCAGACAGUUCACAGUUUUUGGCAGUGCCAUAUUCUGUGUGGUGGUAUUUUCCUUGUACCUGAUGUUGGAUCACUUAGAUUAUAGCAAAAACCCAAAUGGAGAGAGAGUUCAAAACGGCCAGCUUGGUAUUCUGCAGGACAAAAUAGACCACUUAGAAAGACUGCUUGCAGAGAACAAUGAGAUCAUUGCCAACAUCAGGGACUCUGUAAUUAACCUGAGAGAAACUGUGAAAGAUGGGAAAAUGUUUCCUGAAGGGAACAUGAGUCAGGGGAACCUGGAAUUGCUGCCCCCUGCUCCUGCGCUGCUCCCCAUCCACUCAGAGGACUGCCAGUUUGCAGCACGGACAUACUCCAAGGCAGCGGAUGGAGUACAGAUGCUGGAUGUUUAUGAUUUGCUCAGCUUUGAUAACCCUGAUGGUGGAGUAUGGAAACAAGGCUUUGAUAUCUCUUAUCAGGCUGAUGAAUGGGACGCUGAGCCACUCCAAGUCUUUGUUGUGCCCCAUUCACAUAAUGACCCUGGCUGGUUGAAGACGUUCGAUGACUACUAUCGGGACCAGACACAACACAUUCUCAACAACAUGGUGGUGAAAUUACACGAAGACAGUCGGCGAAAAAUGAUCUGGUCUGAGAUCUCAUAUUUUUCAAAAUGGUGGGACAACAUCGACGAUCAGAAACGAGAUGCUGUCAGGAGGCUUGUAGAGAGCGGCCAGUUCGAGGUGGCUACAGGAGGCUGGGUGAUGCCUGAUGAAGCCAACGCUCACUACUUUGCAUUGAUUGAUCAGUUAGUUGAAGGCCACCAGUGGUUGGAGAAAAAUUUGGGAGUGAAACCCAAGACUGGCUGGGCUGUGGAUCCGUUCGGUCAUGCUCCUACCCAGGCUUAUCUGCUCAGACAGGCUGGUUUGUCCAACAUGCUGAUCCAGAGAGUGCACUACUCAGUGAAGAAACACUUUGCCUCUCAGAAGACCCUGGAGUUCUUCUGGAGACAGAACUGGGAUCAGGACUCAAGUUCGGACAUUUUGUGUCACAUGAUGCCAUUCUACAGCUACGAUGUUCCCCAUACAUGUGGUCCUGACCCGAAGAUCUGCUGUCAGUUUGACUUUAAAAGGCUGCCAGGAGGAAGAAUCAGCUGUCCGUGGAGAAUUCCUCCUCAGGCCAUCACGGACAGCAAUGUACAGGAGAGAGCUCAGACGCUGUUGGACCAGUACAGGAAGAAAUCCAAGCUUUUUCAGACCAAGGUGCUGCUGGCACCACUUGGAGAUGAUUUCCGUUACACUGAAGCCGUCGAAUGGGACCAACAGUUUGACAACUACCAGAAACUCUUUGACUACAUGAAUUCUCACCCUGAGCUCCACGUCAAGGCCCAGUUUGGAACCAUUUCAGAUUAUUUCAAUGCCUUGCGUAAAAACACUGGCAUGGAUCCGGAUGGCAUGAAUGUUGGCCAUUUGGCGUUGCCUGUGGUAAGUGGAGACUUUUUCACUUACGCGGAUCGAGACGACCACUACUGGAGCGGAUACUUCACCUCGCGGCCAUUCUAUAAACGCCUGGACAGAGUGCUGGAAUCACAUCUUCGGGCAGCUGAGGUACUCUACUCUCUGACCUUGGCCAGCAUUCAGAAGUACGGCCAGCCCAGUGAUUACCCUGCAGUGGAUAAUUACAAGUUACUGACGGAAGCCAGACGCAAUCUAGGUCUCUUCCAGCACCAUGAUGCCAUCGCAGGCACAGGCAAAGACUGGGUGGUUGUGGACUAUGGAACCAGGUUGUUUCAUUCUAUUCUGAACGUGAAGCGAGUGAUUGUGAGCUCAGCUCAUUGGUUGGUGCUCAAGGACAAACAAACAUACAACCAUGAUCCUUCAAAUCCAUUCCUUCAGAUGGAUGACGUUCAGCCAGCCCAAGAUGCCCUACCUCGCAAAACUGUUCUUGAAGUUAGUGAAAAACCAAGGUUGCUGGUAGUUUCCAACCCCACAGAGCAGGCCAGGACAUCCAUGGUUACAGUGUAUGUGAAUAGUCCUAACGUGCGCUUGCUUGAUGCUGUUGGUCAUGUGGUCCGUGCUCAAGUCAGUGCAGUUUGGAAUGAUGCCACUCAUGCUGCCGUCGAUGUGUUCCAGUUGUCGUUUGUGGCUCAUGCUGCUCCUCUGGGUCUGAGUGUGUACCAGCUGAUGGAAGGAAUGGAGCCAAGGACAGAAGCUGCUAAGUACAUGUUUCUUCAGGACGGCGGCCACAUUUCAGUCAGUAAACUGGAGCAUUUCCGACAGUUCUACCAAAACGAUGUAGCUCCUGUGCACAUUGAAAAUCCUCACCUCAAACUCUCCAUCUCUACAGCUACAGGUCUUUUAGAGAAAAUGAGGUUGAAGGAGGAUGACUCAGAGCACCAGGUCAAAGUGGAGUUUGUUUGGUACGGCACCACCAGCAAUAAAGACAAGAGUGGCGCCUACCUGUUCCUGCCUGACAAAGAAGCAACAAUUUACUUUCCCUCUCAACCGCCGGUGGUUCGAGUCACUAAAGGGCCGCUGUUUUCUGAAGUCACCACUACCUUCACACACAUCACACACACUCUCCGGCUCUACAACAUCCAGGGUAUCGAGGGUCAGUCUGUUGAGAUCUGUAACACUGUAGAUAUAAGAAGCGAAAUCAACCGUGAAAUUGCAAUGAGGAUAACCUCAGAUCUGAACAGCAAGGAUCGAUUCUUUACUGACCUCAAUGGAUACCAGGUGCAGCCGAGGAAAACCAUGGCUAAGCUCCCCCUGCAGGCAAACUUCUACCCCAUGACCAGCAUGGUCUACCUGCAGGACUCCAGCUCCAGACUCUCUCUACUCACCGCGCAGUCACUCGGAGCAGCCAGCCUCAAGAGCGGUCAGCUGGAGGUGAUUAUGGACCGUAGGCUCAAUCAGGAUGAUAAUCGAGGUUUGGGUCAGGGAGUGCUGGACAAUAAGAUCACUGCCAACUCCUUCCGCCUACUGCUGGAGAAGAGGAGCUCUGCAGAGGAGGCCCAGAAUGAGGAGACCGCACCCUAUAGUUAUCCAUCUAUACUGAGUCACAUGUCGUGCAUGUACCUCAACCAUCCCCUCAUCUCAAUGCCAGUCAGACAGCAAUCGGACACCCCAUCCUUGAUUCCCUACAGCCCUCUGAGCGCCUCCUUCCCCUGCGACAUGCAUCUGGUCAACCUGCGCACUAUCCAGUCUAAGGAGGAAGGGGGAGGUCCAUCCGAGCAAGCUGCUUUGAUACUGCACAGAAAAGGCUUUGACUGUGGCUUCUCCAAUCGGAACACUGGCCUACUGUGUGCCACCACACGUGGCAAGAUUAAUUUAGAGAAGCUCCUGACAGAUGUGAAGGUGAAGAGCAUCACUCCUGUCUCGCUGUCUCUGAUGCACACAUACAGUAGUGAAGCCAACCCGCAGGAGAUCAGCCUUAAACCCAUGGAAAUCAGGACUUACCGCCUGCAGCUGAGCUGAGCUGAGCUGCAGUCACAUUGGCUCACGUACUCGAGAGCCAUAAGGUUGUUGCCUUUAGCCGAGGACUCGUCAAAUGAUUGUCAAUAUAAACCUUAAGCUUCACAGCAAAGUGCAAUAUGAAAUCUCCAAGAAUUCCCAACCAGCUCUCUCAGGUUAUUUUAACAUAACGUGAUGCUUCUUAUGUGUGAUUCACUGUGCUGAGAGUUGAUGUUUUUCACUGGGAACGUACAAGUUGUUGCACGAUUUUAAAGUGUUGCUGCAGUGGAGAUGGUGCAAGAAACUUUUUUCUUGUCUGUUACUUGAUGAAGAGAAAAGCUUGUUUGAUCAGUGAUCUGUUCAAUUUAUCCUCACAAUUCCCAAUUUAAUAUAGAAAAUUGAUUGGAUUCCUACCUGAAUUUUUUUUUAUUUUAUUUUUUUUAUCCCCUUUUUUAUUUCCAUUUUAUUAUUUUAUUUUAUUUUAUUUUAUUUCAUUAUUUUAUUUUAUUUUAUUUUAUUUUAUUUUAUUUUAUUUUAUUUUAUUUUAUUUUAUAUCCUCACAAUUCCCAAUUUAAUAUAGAAAACUUAUUGGAUUCUUACCUGAAUUUUAUUUUUUCCUUUUUAUUUAAUUUUUUUCCUUGUCCUUUUUAUUUUUUUUUUAUUUUAAAAUUGAAAAUUUUCAUUUUUAUUUUAUUUUUAUUUUAUUUUUCCAUCCCAAAGUUUUUACUCUGAAUCGUGCCUUAGUCUCACAGGGUGGUGUCUUUCUUAAUGGAUGUGAUAAAAUGAGUAAUUUUAAAACUGAACAUCAUUUUUAUCAUUCAGUGUUGAUUAUAACAUAGAAAACACUAAUGACAGACAGUUUUAAUUUUGUAGUCUUCAAAAAACCACAUAUCUCCACAAUCAAACAUUUGUGAAAAGGUAUGCAGAUCGUAAUAUGGCAUCGUACUUUUCUUUAAAUGUCCCUUGAUAAUUUCUAGCAAUGCAAAUGACUGCAAGUUACUUGUGUUUAUCACAUUCAUUGAAAUGGGUCGUUUAAUGUGAUUUAAAAUUUAGAUGAUUAAGCCUCAGAUUUUGUGUCUAUCUUAAGUGUUUUUUGUCAUUAUGUUUUUUUCUAAAUAUAUAAGAUAGUAUAUAUUGGUCACCUUUUUUUCUUAAUGUGUCUCUUUUAUUCAGUCUUAAGGAUUGUAAAUAGGUUCAGUAGCAACAAAAAUUGACCAAAGGUGGGUGGGUGGGCGUCUUGUACUAAAGUAUGUGUAUUGAAGAUUUAAUUCCAUUGUUCCCAGAGAUGAUAGUUAUCAGAGAAAUUUUUUUUAUUUAAUAUAUUAGGCUAUAUGAAUAUAAACAUGCAUAAAUAAUAUAAAUUCUUGCAAUGGUUGAGUUGGAAGGGGCGCUUGAUCAUAAAAUGGUGUCAUGGUUAUUCUAAACUUCAUGUGAUUGUGUUUAAGUUUAAAAAUGGAAAAGCUAGAUUUGUUAUACAAUCAAACUAUGCAAAUGUCCCAUUUUUGUCUUAUGCAACAAUGAUCUAUUUUUUUAGACCUUAAGUCACAGACUUCCUGUAGUCAGAAAUUCUCCAAUUUUACCUGGCAAAGUUCUUAAAACUCUUUCUGAUAUGUAGAUUUGCCACACAUUAUGAUAUAUGAUACAAAUGUUUUUCACAAAUGCAUUUCCUUCAUUCUGUGAUGUUUAUUCUUAAAGGGAGUCCAUUUUCUGUCUUGUGUUUUGUUUCAGGCUGGCAAUGAGAGUGUGAAGGAUGAUCAUUUGUUGACUUUGCUACUGUGAUUUUUGUUGAUUCAGCGUGUUUUUCUUUUUCCUUUUAUGAAAAUAUCGACUGGCGUGUCGUUCUGUUGGUCAGUCAGAAGUGCUGUGAUCACUGUAUUCCAGCUAGCUGCUUAAUUCACACUUUUAUGACCAAAUUGGUCUGUGACUGUAGUUAAUCAGGAUAAUGAAAGCUGGCCGAUGCUUUCCGACCCUGUGAGAAUAUUCCUCUAUUUUUAAUCUUGAACAGUGUGGUGACUAUCUGAAGAGUAUGCAUCUUUUUACAAGAGUUGCCAAUUACAAUUUUAGCCAACGAAUGUCUGUCGUCUCUCUGUCUGUCUGUCAUUUACAAGGAAUGUUACAGAAAAAUAAAAAUUGUUCUUGUCUUUUA
Molecule: messenger RNA, 5921 nt
Organism: Megalobrama amblycephala (Wuchang bream)
Lineage: Eukaryota; Metazoa; Chordata; Actinopteri; Cypriniformes; Xenocyprididae
Gene: man2a1
Product: mannosidase, alpha, class 2A, member 1
Exons: 22
Coding region: 341-3799 (1152 amino acids)
Biological process (GO): N-glycan processing; mannose metabolic process; protein deglycosylation
Cellular component (GO): Golgi membrane
Molecular function (GO): alpha-mannosidase activity; carbohydrate binding
Source: RefSeq, a predicted model, not a curated record